This is a messenger RNA of Neltuma alba, 2984 nucleotides long. Its product is annotated as probable serine/threonine-protein kinase At1g54610. Gene Ontology annotation, molecular function: ATP binding; RNA polymerase II CTD heptapeptide repeat kinase activity. The transcript is spliced from 8 exons. The coding region runs from base 636 to 2729 and encodes 697 amino acids. The record is from RefSeq and is a predicted model, not a curated record. Lineage: Eukaryota; Viridiplantae; Streptophyta; Magnoliopsida; Fabales; Fabaceae. Gene Ontology annotation, cellular component: nucleus; cyclin-dependent protein kinase holoenzyme complex. Gene Ontology annotation, biological process: positive regulation of transcription elongation by RNA polymerase II; protein phosphorylation.
ACAGUAUAAAAAUUGGAAAUUUGAUAAGAGAAAGAAAGAAAGUGGAGCCUUUUGACCGAGCCCAGCCGGCAAAAGCCGUCUACGAGACUAUAAUGCUCUUUUAAUUUCAUGAAUACGCGUUGGACUUUUCUGCUGUUCUUAAAGCCAUACCCCCCAACUUCUUUGUUAUUACGCUUCUGAUCUAUCCCUUUCCUUACGCUCAAUUUGAAGCUCUACUGCGAGGUAUAUUCAAUCGCCACAAUCCCAUACAUUGCUUUCCUCUAUUUACUUUUUAUUUUUCAGAAGGUUUUUAUCUUCCAAGUUUGCCGCUCUUUGUGCCGGGUUAUUGGAGAGUUGCGUGUUUGAUUGAAGUCAGUGACCUUAGAAUUUGGUCAGUUUGAAGAUUUCAAAGAGUUGGAUAAAGCUUGAGUUUUUGGAUUCAUGGUCAGUGCUUUGACAGAUGGUUAUAACAUAAUAUGGGUAUGAGCCUAUGGGCACAAGUUCAAUUUUUUCCUUUUGGACAAAUAGAAUUGGUUUGUAACUGCGCAUGAAUCGUUAUGAAGGAGUUGAUCGAAGCAGAAACUUUAGCUUGUGAGCACCUGAGCUUUGCUUUUGAAGCGUGAAAUAGUUAUAAAUUAAAAUUAGCUAAGCGCAACAUGGGCUGCAUAUGUUCCAAGACAUCAGCUGUGGAAGACAGCCGAGAAGACUUGACGAGGAAAUCAUUAUCUAGCAAGAGAGGGUCAGAGCUGCGUGUUUCAAGGUUGAAUUCCUCCAAAAGAAAUGAGGGUGUUUGGGCAACUGAUAAAUUAGUUGGAAAUGAUGUGAAGAUUUCAUUGAUUGACAAGAAAACCAAUGGCUCAUUUCAGUUGUAUGAUGAUCGAAUGGGGAAUAAGGAAAUAGAGAAGCCUGAAUUAACUGUCCUUAACAAUCCCGGUCUUGGAAAGGUUCCAAAGGCUGCAGAAGGAGAGCAGGUUGCAGCAGGAUGGCCGAAUUGGCUUUCUUCUGUGGCUGGUGAAGCUAUCAAGGGAUGGAUACCUCGGAGCGCCAAUACUUUUGAGAAGUUAAAUAAAAUUGGACAAGGAACUUACAGUACUGUUUAUAAAGCACGUGAUUUGACUCAUCAAAAGAUUGUUGCUUUGAAGAGAGUUCGGUUUGAUAAUCUUGAUCCUGAGAGUGUAAAGUUUAUGGCAAGGGAAAUCCUCCUUCUACGCAGACUCGACCAUCCAAAUAUUAUCAAGUUGGAAGGCUUGAUAACAUCUCAGACCUCUCGCAGCUUGUACCUCAUUUUUGAGUAUAUGGAGCAUGACCUUUCUGGACUAGCAUCACGUCCUGGCAUUAAGUUUUCUGAACCACAGGUCAAGUGCUACAUGCAACAACUUCUUAGUGGAUUGGAUCAUUGUCAUAGUCGUGGUGUCCUCCACCGUGACAUAAAGGGCUCAAACCUUCUCAUUGACAACAAUGGCAUCUUAAAAAUUGCAGAUUUUGGGUUGGCAAGUUUCUUUGAUCCCAAUCAUAGUGUUCCAUUAACCAGUCGAGUAGUUACUCUCUGGUAUAGACCACCGGAACUUUUACUUGGAGCAUCUCAUUAUGGAGUUGCGGUAGAUUUGUGGAGCACUGGUUGCAUACUUGGGGAACUAUAUACUGGCAGGCCUAUAUUGCCAGGAAAAACUGAGGUUGAGCAACUGCACAGGAUUUUCAAGCUUUGUGGAUCACCAUCUGAGGACUAUUGGCUUAAACAACGAUUGCCACAUGCUGCAGUAUUCAGGCCUCCACAUCGGUACAGACGGUGUAUUGCAGAAACAUUUAAAGAAUAUCCAUCUGCUUCAGUGAGGCUCAUAGAGACACUACUUUCUGUAGAUCCUGCACAACGAGGGACCGCAGCAGGUGCCCUAAAAAGUGAGUUCUUCACUACUGAGCCCUUUGCUUGUGAUCCAUCAAGUUUACCAAAGUAUCCUCCCAGCAAAGAGAUUGAUUCCAAAUUACGGGAUGAAGAAGCCAGAAGGCAAGGAGCUAUGGGAGGAAGGGAGCAGAAAGUUGGCUCAGGAGUUAGAAAAGAAAAGGAACCUGGGUUAACUGUUUCAUCAAAGCAAUAUGUUGACCCCCGUAUAUCAACGCAGGGACAACGUUCCAAUUCAAAGAGCCGAAGUGAAGUGUUUAACCCCCACAGAGAACCUGUUUCUGGAUUUUUGGUUUAUCCCCCCCAAAAACAGUCACAUGUUAAAGAAAUGGAAAAUAAUUUCAGUGGGCAUCUUUAUAAGAGGCCUUCACAUUCAGGUCCACUGGUUCCGGGUGUUCAAUUAGCAAGGGGUGGAAAGGAAUUUGAUGAAGGGCCUCUUGGUUCGAACAGAGUCAACUUGGCCAAACUAUCUGGCUUAGUUGCCUCGAGGACUUCAUCAUCCGAAGAUCAGGAGGAAAAACCAAUUUCCAUGCUGCCUAGAAAAACAAUUGAAGUUAAAAAAUCCGUGGAGUCAAAUAAUGUAUCAGAGUCAAGAAGGCAUGAUAGGAAACGCCAGUCACCACGAAUUGCGGAUCUCGGUCAAGUAGAAAAUGCAAGAGGCUCCACUCAAGAAUUGACUCCGGGAGGCCGUGGCUACAUGGAAAACAAGAUCUAUCUCUCUGGUCCAUUGCUAGCUUCUGCAAACAACAUGGAUCAGAUGCUUAAAGAGCAUGAUCGAAAGAUCCAAGAAUUUUCAAGACGAGCACGAAUUGACAAGUCAAGAGGUGGGAAAAUUCGUGCUUUGAGAAAGUAGGCUCCAAUUAGUUAGUUAUUCACUUGUUGCCAAUUGUGCAGCAGAAUAUAUAAUUUAAUGACUAUAUAUAUACAUAUAUAUAUAUAUAUAUGCCUACAUUAUGUAGCAGAGUGCUUUACUGUAAUAUUUAACUACGUAAACUGAAGGCAUCUAUAAGAAGACAUUGAUGCUACUUCCUCUACUCAUAUUUUUCGUAUACAUACGCAACAAGCCAAUUUUUUGAAGCACCAUAAGAUCUUUGAUGCUUCCUCCAUA